Molecule: messenger RNA, 1190 nt
Organism: Dendrobium catenatum
Lineage: Eukaryota; Viridiplantae; Streptophyta; Magnoliopsida; Asparagales; Orchidaceae
Product: protein MKS1
Exons: 1
Coding region: 248-901 (217 amino acids)
Cellular component (GO): nucleus
Source: RefSeq, a predicted model, not a curated record
GCCAACCGCCAAACUUCUCUUUCAAAACUCAGUCGCCGAACCUAACUCAGCCUAUAAAUCCUUCCCACAGCCCGACCCAUUUGACCAUAGCCCAAUCCACUCUUCUCCCAUUGACCUUUCACGUUCCAACAAAUCUCAGUCCUCUAUUUAUUUCCUCUCGGCACCUCCCGCCCCAUCCGACCUUAUAAUCUUCUGUUCCUCCGUUGACCAUUCUCUCUCUGUCUCUCUCUCUCUUCCUCUCUCUUCCAUGGAUCGGAGCUACCCUCCGCCCACCCACGACUACUCGCCGCGGCGACAGCUCCAGCUUCAAGGCCCGCGCCCAGCCCCUCUCCGCCUCAGUAAAGACUCUCACAAGAUCAGAAAACCCCCGCCGGCUCCACGAGAUCCCGUCAUCAUCUACACCAUCUCUCCCAAAGUCAUCCACGUCGACCUCGCCGACUUCAUGGGUCUCGUCCAGCGACUCACCGGACCGGAAAACGCCGGCCCAGCCGACCAACCCUUCUCUCCCGCCGCCAAACUGGCCACCAUACAAAACGCCACGGUUCAGGCCCGGCCCAUCCACCGGCCCGCAGACGUCGACGAUCUCGACCAGCUUGUGAUGAGCCGGCCGACACCUAACCCGGGGAUUCUGUCACCAGUUCCGGCUUCGCUUCCGCCCGUAUCACCCUGUUUCUUUUCACCGUCCUACCUCGAACCUAGCUUCCUAAAUUUCUUGCACGACUUGAGCCCGGUUGGGUUGCUCGGCAGCCGGCCAUCUCCUGCUGCUCCUCUCAUCUCCACCGCCGGCGCCGCCGCCGGCAACUUGUUCGGCGUCAGCCCAGGUAAGUUCCUGUCAACUCCUUUGAUCCCUUCUCCAGGAGCAGCUAUCUGGGAUCUCUUUAAACAGUUCAAGGAUACUUAGAAGAACAAAAGGAAGAAAAGAAUUGAUUUUCAUGGUAGGGUAGGAAGAUGGAAGAUCUGAAAAGCAGUUGGGAGAUAAUUUAUGAUACUUUAUCCCUGGCACACUAGCCAGGAAGGUUCUUUUCAUAAUUAAUAUUAUUAUUAUUAUUAUUAUUAUUUUCACGAGCUUGCUGGUUUUUGGAUUAUCUUCCAUGUUAGUUGGAUAACAUUAUGGAUAUCAAUGCAUUUAUGAAAUACAUUUGUAUGAUUCAAUGUUAUCUUACUCGCAGAAAGAAAUGUUCAGAUUGUAA